AGCACUUCCAUUGGAAGCAUCAUGUAUCCCUUGGAAAAGGUCCCUUUCCCAGGAAUGACCCUGUGCAGCUCCAACAUUGUUUUUGGUGCGAUGUACAAAAAAUUCGAAGAUAUGUUGUUGGCAGACGGUCUCUCCAGAGCCCAGAUAUUGGAUUAUUUCGAAAAUUUAUCCAGUUUGGUAUUACAUGACGAGUUAACCCACAAUGCAGACUGGAAAACUUACGGAAGAAUAAUCCAGGCCUUGGAUUUGAGUGAUUAUAACACAGAACGAGUAAUGAGCGAGGUUGCUGAACCUUGUGAUAUGCUGAUAACGAAUUGUUUCUGGAAAAGUAGAAGUGUGAACUGCACACAAAUUUUUGAGAAAACGAAGACCCAGUCUGGAUUCUGUUGCUCUCUGGAUUUGAAGAACGAUUCAGUCUCAGGUGUAGGUCCAAAAUUUGGCCUCCAAAUAGAUGUUGACGUUGUCGAAGAAGAGUAUAUAUCUGCGAUAAAGCCUUACUAUGGACUUGACGUAACUUUGCACCAGAAAAACGUCUAUCCCGAAACAAAGUAUUUGGGUACGCCGGUAGCAAUGGGGGUUGAUGUUCAAAUUUCAGUUGUUCCAGAAGUGUUCCUAGCCACCGAUGAGCUCAGAAGUAUGGAUAUUAAGCUACGUGAAUGUCUGUUUGAAGAUGAGAGUACCUUAAAAUGGGAUUAUAUUUAUAGUUUUCCUGGUUGUAAAAGUCAGUGCGAAGCGGAUAGUAUAAGAAAAUAUUGCAGAUGCAUUCCUUACUAUUACCCGAUAGAAGAGAAUGAGAGAGUUUGUACGUUGCUCGAUCUGAAAUGCAUGAGAGGCGUUUUAUACCAUAAACUUGCCGAAAACAGUUGUGACUGUCUUCCUCCAUGUGAAAAAUUAAGCUAUAAAUACACUGUGAACGCAAGAGAAGUUAAAACAAUAAUUGGCUACGAUGAUUCGAUUCAGGGAAGUCGUAUUACAAUAUAUUUUGGAAACGAUCAAUGUGUAAUGAUAGAGAGAUCUGCAAACCUGACAUGGGAUGCUCUUUUGGCUUCGAUAGGAGGAGUUAUAGGAUUAUGCCUGGGAGGAUCUGUUUUAAGCAUAAUAGAAUUCAUUUACUUCUUAACCAAAUCCCUCUUAUGCAAAUACCAUGAGAAUAAGAAGAAUGAGAAGCAAGUAAAACUUGCAAAAAUGAAUUGGACUCCGAAGUUGUACACAACAGAUUUCAAGACAAGGAAGUGAAUCACGUAUUUUAAGGCAUUCAAUAUUCA
This is a messenger RNA of Coccinella septempunctata (seven-spotted ladybird), 1265 nucleotides long. Its product is annotated as sodium channel protein Nach-like. Gene Ontology annotation, biological process: sodium ion transmembrane transport. The coding region runs from base 22 to 1236 and encodes 404 amino acids. Gene Ontology annotation, molecular function: ligand-gated sodium channel activity. The record is from RefSeq and is a predicted model, not a curated record. NCBI's taxonomy places the organism in Eukaryota, Metazoa, Arthropoda, Insecta, Coleoptera, Coccinellidae. Gene Ontology annotation, cellular component: membrane. The transcript has 10 exons.